GUGACACCCGGGCACUCGGCCGCGGCCUUCCACUCAGUCAGGGUUUUUUUGUGGCUACAGGUUUAAAGUUAACGCGACUUCUGACAGAAAGCGCGUUUUAUUUUGCAAAUUCAGACCCCUACCGUGGAGUUUAGACAGUUUUCUUUUAUCCCGAAGGCAGGAGGGAUGUCUGCAGAUGGGGAGUGGAAAACAGUCAGCAAGAAGAAGGGGAUGAAGAAAAGGAGAGGGAACGUCAAGGAGCAAAACAUCGCACAGGGGGUCGAGAAUCUGAGUGUGUCUGAUGGGGGGAGGAUCCAGCUGAAGAUAAAAGAAACAAUAGAAGAGUUGCGGAGUUCAGAAUUCUGGAGUGUUUGUCGUGAAACAGUUCAGAAAGUUACAAACAAAUAUCGCACAGUUCCCUCGGCAACAUCAUCAGGUCUGGAUGUUGGAGUUGCUGAAUUCGUCGAGUACAAACAUGGUGAUUUAGAUCAUUGUCAAGCCACACUGGAAUUUGUAUGUUAUGGAAUUGGGAGCUUUUCCAGUUCUGUUUCAUCUCGCUAUCAGUUGGCCCUGCUGUUCCUUCUGCUUGAAACCCUGAAGAUCCCUCGACUUAGCUGCCUUCUGUUUGAUCCAUUAUUUACAGAAUGGGAGAAGAGGUUCCUGAAGGAUUGUGGGCUAGUGGUGAUUAAAGAAAAUGAGGAAGGAAAGCGACGGGUUGACCGACCAACUCUCUUCUACAUGAUUCACUGUGGAAAAGCUCUCUAUAACAACCUUCUGUGGAAAAACUGGUCACCACACCAACUUGGCCAAACUAUUCUCAUUGGAAACAGUUUCAAAGGGAUAGAGGAGAGAUUGCCAGCCCGAGUACUGAAGAGGGACUACAUGUUCAUCAACUACAUAUUGGCCGUAACUGAAGAGACAACCUUUCCCUAUAGCGAUAGAUACAUGGAUAUAUUUAAUGAUACCGCUAUUCAUCAAUUUCCUAGAAGAAAGCUGGAUUCAAAGCCUAAAGCAUUCUGGGAGGGUGCAGCUGAACCAACAUACCAGCAGUGUGAAGACUUGGAAAUAAUCCUGAAUGGCUGAGAA
Molecule: messenger RNA, 1065 nt
Organism: Mobula hypostoma (lesser devil ray)
Lineage: Eukaryota; Metazoa; Chordata; Chondrichthyes; Myliobatiformes; Myliobatidae
Gene: srrd
Product: SRR1 domain containing
Exons: 7
Coding region: 166-1062 (298 amino acids)
Biological process (GO): microtubule-based process
Cellular component (GO): cytoplasm; nucleus
Source: RefSeq, a predicted model, not a curated record